Molecule: messenger RNA, 1672 nt
Organism: Tribolium madens (black flour beetle)
Lineage: Eukaryota; Metazoa; Arthropoda; Insecta; Coleoptera; Tenebrionidae
Product: retinoid-inducible serine carboxypeptidase-like
Exons: 8
Coding region: 30-1274 (414 amino acids)
Biological process (GO): proteolysis
Molecular function (GO): serine-type carboxypeptidase activity
Source: RefSeq, a predicted model, not a curated record
UGUGUAUUGUCCUACUCUGUUAUGUUUUCAUGCCGUAUGAAGGUCGACAAGGGGUUGGGGGUUCUGACCAAGAUUGGGGUUAUAUAACGGUGCGUCCAAAUGCCCAUAUGUUUUGGUGGUUGUAUUACACCACGUAUAAUAAUGUUUCCAGUUACACUGACAGACCAUUAAUCAUUUGGCUGCAAGGCGGUCCUGGAAUGCCAGCAAGUGGUUUUGGGAAUUUUCUUGAAAUAGGACCUCUUGACUCGAAUUUUAAUUCCCGUAAAGGGUCAUUUAUCGAAAAUUUUAACGUUUUAUUUAUUGAUAAUCCAGUAGGAGUGGGGUUUAGUUACAUUUCCGAUAAUGAGACAAAAAUGGUCACUAAUGGAGACGAAACUGCUGAAGAUUUGUACAAUUUCUUGAAAAUAUUUCUUAAGGAAACGCAUCCCGAAUUUAGAAAAGUGCCUAUUUACGUUUUUGGAGAAUCCUACGGCGGAAAAAUGGCAACGGAAUUUGUGUACAAACUGACACAGAAGGAAAAAACUGAAAAUUUGACUUUGUGUAAUUUAAAAGCACUUGCGUUGGGAGACGCUUUCAUAUCUCCUAUUAGUUACAUAAAUAAUUACGCCCCUAUGGCUUUUUAUUUGGGAUUAGUCAAUAAGCGGGUUUCCACACGAAUUGAUGAAUUGACUAAACAAAUUCAAGUUUUAAUUAACAAAAAAGAAUACGUGAAGGCAUCGGAUGUUGAUGACAACAUCAUGAUCGAGUUGGAUCGCAUUCUGAAUGUGGAUUUUUAUAAUAUUGUGCGAAAAAUUAACUCGACUUGGAUGACCGACUUUCAGGAAAUUAUGAACAUGUUGGAAUAUGUCAUGAAUAGUAAAGUCAAAAAUAAACUAAAUAUUACAGAAGACGUUUAUUGGGAGUACAAUUCAGACAUCUACAACUCCUUGAAAGGAGAUAUACUGAAAAGCGUCACAGAUAAAAUUGAAACGAUUCUUAAUACAACUGACAUAAAAGUUCUUGUUUAUAAUGGAAUGCUUGAUUUUAUAGUAAAUACCGCAGGAACAGUGACUUGGUUAGACAAUUUAAUGUGGACAGGGAAAGAAAAGUGGUCAACUCAGAAUGAGACUGUGUUUGAAAUGUAUGAUAUAAUUGAGGGAUAUUCAAAAAAAGUUGAUAAUUUAGUGUUUUAUGUUAUUUUCAGAGCUGGACAUAGUGUGAGUAAAAUAUUUUUUUGUUACUUUUGUAACAUUUGUUGUGCUUUUAGGUACCUGCAGAUAAUUUACCUGUAUUGAAUGAAAUUUUGCGCAGAGAGAUAUUGGUUGAGUUGUAAAUGAUUAUUCAAUACGCCGCCUUAGGCAAAGUAGGUAAAACGUUUCAACGAUGCUUAGAAUAGACGCUCCAAUGAACAGUCCUGCAGUUCCUCCAAUUGAUACUAAAGUUCUUGUAAAUUAUGUUGUACGAAGAGGAAUCCUGACUUACCUACUAAGUCCAUCGUAGUUCUUACAACAAUACGUUUAAAACGUGAUGUCGGUAAUGACUGCAAGUUAAUAAAAAUCUCACCAUGGGAACUUUUAACUCUGGAAAGUAGCAAUAAAGAGCAAGAUUUUAUAGGAGUAUUUUCUACUUACUCUUUUGUAUCUGCCACAACUUUAUAUUCGGGCUCAAUGCAAGACGGCAGGCAAUCACAAAC